CACCGUUUUCUAUAAGCUGGCUUAUGCAUAAGCACAAGACCAAAACAAGUCCCCCUUAAUCUUUCAUGGUUGUUUUUCCAGCUCUGAUUGAGUAGCGAGCGAGGAGGGCAGGUGGUGGAAGCAGACUGAGAGGAGAAAUAAUGGCAGGGAAAGAAGAACCCAAGUCCCGCAAGGAGAAGCGAAAAGAAGCGAGGUCCAAUAAGAACAAGCAGCGGUUUCUCUCCUGGGUUCAGCACCAGGGUGGCAAAAAUAAGAAGCCGGAAAAGCCAUCCGUGCAACCGAGUCCGGUAGAGGAGAAGAAACCGAAGAAAGAGCAUAAGAAGAGGAGGAGAAGUGAGCCCGAGGAAGGCCACAAGGCCAAGGCCAAGUCCAAGUUCCAGGAGUAUCUUGAACUGGAGAUGGGUGGCGCUGUGGGCAGAGAGGAGGAUCUGGAGACUGAGAGGAAGCUUGCAAAGAAGCUCAAAGUGAAGAAAGGAAAGCUGGGGGGGCCGGAUGACGGUAUGGAUGAUCUUUUCGGGGACCUUGGAUUUGGUGGUGACUAUGGUUCGGAUGCUGAAACGAGGGAGUAUGGUGAGGACAUGCUGGAUGACAGUAAACCGGAAAAGAAGAAACGGAAAAAGAAAAAUAAGAAAGUGAAGGAUGAUGACUCAGAGGACGGCGAUGGGGAUGUGGUGGAUGACAGUAAGGCAGACAAGAAGAAACAGAAGAGGAAAGACAAGAAGAAAGUGAAGGAUGAUGCCACGGAGGAACCAGGUGGUGGAGGUGUGGAAAUGGCUGAAGAAAGCGAUGUAUCGGUUCACGAAUCUGAGGGUGAAGAGCUUAAUGUGGUUGAAACACCCUCAGUCUCAAAGGCAAAGUAUGUGCCUCCUAGUCUACGUGCUAUUCCUAGUUCAGAAGCAGAAGAAAUCUCCGUUUUACGCCGGAGAGUAAGAGGACUUCUAAACAGGCUUUCGGAGUCCAAUGUGGAGUCUAUUACUCAGGAAAUUGCUGCACUUUUUCGUUCAGUUCCUCGAGGUGUUGGCUGUCAGUUAAUUGGCGAUGAAGUUUUGGCAAGUUGUUCCCGGGGACCUCGUGGCAACGAACAGUAUGCUGCUGUAUUUGCAGCCUUUGUUGCUGGUAUGACGUGCUUGGUUGGUAUGGACUUCAGUGCCAAAAUCCUUUCUUCUCUUGCCAAUUCUUUUGAGAAUGAGUACUCAAAAGAUGAUGGGUUAUCUCUGAGAAAUAUUACCUUACUUCUCUCAUAUUUGUGCAUAUUUGACGUCAUUGCAAGUGAUAUUGUGUAUGAUCUUCUGUCGGUGCUGAGCAAGCGCUUGACAGAGCUGGAUGUCUCAACAGUAUUAACAAUCCUACAAUGCUGUGGAAUGAAGCUGAGGGGAGAUGACCCAGGUGCAAUGAAAGAUUUUGUACUAAGUAUUCAGAACUCUGUAAGUCAGUUGAAAUCGUGCUCAGCUGGCCAAGAUGGAAAAGCAGAUAUUCACAGUAAAAGAAUGGAGUUUAUGCUCGAGACAAUAUGUGACAUUAAGAACAACAAAAAAAGGCCCAAAGAGGAUCCUUCUCACCAUACCCGUAUAAAAAAGUGGCUUCAAAAGCUAAAGUCAGAAGAUAUCCUCCUGCGUGGGCUAAAAUGGAGUAAGCUUUUGGACCCUGAAAAGAAAGGGCAGUGGUGGUUGUCUGGGGAUGUUUCAUCCACACCAGGCAAUAUUGAAGAUGUUGCAACAGUUAUCAGCAAGGAGGUCGUAGAGGCACAAAAACUGGUUCAACUUGCAGCUGCCCAGCGGAUGAACACUGACAUACGAAGAGCAAUCUUUUGCAUCAUAAUGAGUGCUGAAGACUACAUAGAUGCUUUUGACAAGAUUCUGAGGCUGGACCUAUCCGGAAAGCAGGAUCGGGAAAUUAUGAGAGUCAUUGUUGACUGUUGUCUGCAAGAGAAGACUUUCAAUAAAUAUUAUGCUGUUCUUGCCUCCAAGCUAUGCAGCCAUGACAAAAAUCAUAAGUUCAGUUUACAGUACUGCAUCUGGGAUCGUUUUAAGGAGCUAGAUACGAUGGAGUUGAAUCGAUCCAUGAACCUUGCAAAACUAGUUGCAGAGAUGCUUGCAAAUUUCUCCUUGUCACUCGCGACAUUGAAGGUCGUCAAUCUGGCAAACCCAGUGGAGAUGACCCCAAAAAAGAUCAUGCAUUUCCGAAUGGUGUUUGAGACCUUGAUACAGAAAGAAGACUCGCUUGUGUGGAACGUCUUUACCCGUAUCGCUGGGGCUCCAGAGCUUGAAAUCUUGAGAGAUGGAAUUGUGAUGUUCGUCAAACAGUAUGUGAUGACUAAGGACACAGAGAAGGACUUGGCUGGGAAGUUCAAGAUCGCAAAGAAGGCGCUUGAUAAUUCUGCUGGUGUUUUGAUGUAAUAUUUCCAGCAGUUCAAGGUGGCUUAGCUGCCUAUUUUUUCUUCGUUAUGUGACACACGGCUUGCAGUUUUCAUUUCCUGUUCUGAGGAAAUGAAGAUGAAUUGUUUUUGUAAGUUGCAUCCACACUAUUAGAAUGAUUUUCUGAAGUCAAUGAUGCAAACUUGUAUACACAGUAUUGUUCCAGAAAUUUGAUGAUGAUGAGCAUAGAAACUUUUGAGAUGCCAUUUCAUAGCAAGUA
Lolium rigidum is the source of this 2634-nucleotide messenger RNA. Its product is annotated as nucleolar MIF4G domain-containing protein 1-like. NCBI's taxonomy places the organism in Eukaryota, Viridiplantae, Streptophyta, Magnoliopsida, Poales, Poaceae. Gene Ontology annotation, molecular function: RNA binding; protein binding. The coding region runs from base 141 to 2396 and encodes 751 amino acids. Gene Ontology annotation, biological process: ribosomal small subunit biogenesis. The transcript has 13 exons. Gene Ontology annotation, cellular component: nucleolus. The record is from RefSeq and is a predicted model, not a curated record.